Molecule: messenger RNA, 3263 nt
Organism: Penaeus monodon (black tiger shrimp)
Lineage: Eukaryota; Metazoa; Arthropoda; Malacostraca; Decapoda; Penaeidae
Product: zinc finger protein ubi-d4 B-like
Biological process (GO): nervous system development
Cellular component (GO): nBAF complex
Source: RefSeq, a predicted model, not a curated record
GAAUAUUUUUUGAUGGCAUAAGUAAGUGCAAAAGACCUAUAGCAAAUCCAAAAACGAUUUGUGAGGAAACUGAAGUCAAGGUCAGAAUGUCGUCUCAAACUUUGUGUGUGUAAAAUAUCUACAACAUUUUUGAAAGGGAUUUUUUAAAAGUAUUAUUCAGACUGCUUAGCACCAGUGUUACAAAUUACACACUGCACAUUACCGAUAGCUAGUCAUAAUUUUAAGCAACACUUUUUAAUAUCUGUCCGAAUGAUUCGAGGAGCGAUAAAAUAAAAAGGCCUUUUUAACCACAACACCCAAAAUUAAACGUCACCCACCAAGUCCCCCAGACCCUCAUAACAAAUCCUAAGUUGCAUAAAUGGGUUAAUCCCCCUCCCAAAAUCCCCCAGAAGCAACAACCCACCCUCAAAUACAGAGUCCGAUCCAAAGCCAAGACCGGCGCAGGGGAUCGGACGCGGGACAGCCUAGUAAACAAAUGGGUCGAAGGCGAAGAACACACGACUAAUUACCGAUGGACGCCGGAAUUUGACCCUUUCUUUGACACAUCUCGACACUGCGCAGCCAUCUGGUAGGCCGAGCUGACCGCCUUAACGAUGGCUGAGACUCUGGUGCAGUCCAACCUGGAGAAAAUCAGCAGUUUUCUCCAGGAUGUACAGUACCGUUCUUUGAUGAUUAACAGCGCUAAUUACAAUGUUCGUCUUAUGCGGGAACGUAAGACGCGCCUUCCGUUUCUUGAUUCACAAACAGGCAUAGCUCAGAACCCAUCCAAAUUAUACAUGAGCCCUCGACACCGGAUGCCUGGCACAGUGGAAGGGCAACUAUAUGUUUAUCCUUCCCAACGAUGGUGUCGCAGAAAACGCUCUUACAUGGCACUUGCUCAUCAGGCAAGCAAAGAACCUGAGGGCGAUGAGCACACCAUUGUUACUGUGGAGAAUCCCGCUGCUGUUCCACAAGAGGAUGUUGCUGUCCCCUAUGAAAACAAGGAACCCUUUUACUAUGAUGAAACCAGUUUCCUACACCUACUCCACAAGAUCAACACCAACCAGGAAAAGGAAGAAAGCUCCCAAACUUCCUAAGCCACCCAAGCCCCCUAGCAGUAGAGGCCGCAAGAAGAAAGAAGUACAGCCGAAAGCCCCCACGGAAGGUGAUGAAGAGACCCCCGGCAAACCGUAUGAGUGCCAACUGUGUGGCGCUCGCUACAAGACCAGACAGGGUCUGUCCUACCACCUCUCGCACACACACAAGGGGGGUAGGGCUAACUCUGGGGGUGGUCGGUCCAGAGGGGGCGGCACGAACCCCCCCACCCCCAGGUCUGAACCCCCUUCGGCUGGUGGAAGCUACCAGCCCCAGGCCUACCAACCUGAUGCUCUGGCUGGUCUGGCAGAGUUUCAGGACAGUUACCUGGGGUACCUGUCAGCCGGCCAGGACGCCUCGCCCACGGGUAUGCCCCUCCCCCCUACCACCGGCCCUAGGUACCUGUUGUACCCAUGUUUAUUUUCUUCUCAAAGCUUUGUCAUGCAGGGCUUAUUAGGUGAUGUUGAGCCUCCUAGUAUGCAUUUAGCUCUUCUCACACACGGGGGGGGAGGGGGUGGUGGGGGUGUUCCAGCUACGUCGGCAGGAAACGGAGGCGGAUCGGCAAACAGUCGCGGGAGCAAGGGCAGCAAUGCAGGCUGGUCCAGUGGCUCUCCUUCAGGACUGAUACCUGUAAGUGGCACGACACCAGUUGUACCUGAGGUGAUGAGGGAGGCGAGCCCAGCAAGGCUUGGUGGCCAUGAGUCAGACCAACAGCAAUAUUCAAAAUCCCCCAAACCUCUCCAAGAGAAGGGCAGAGCUCAGCCAAGCCCUUAUUGCGACUUCUGCCUUGGAGACGCGGCACUGAACAAGAAGACUGGCGAACCCGAGGAACUCGUGUCUUGCUCGGACUGUGGCAGAUCUGGUCAUCCCACUUGUCUCCAGUUUACGGCUCACAUGAUGAUCUCAGUGAGGCAGUAUCGGUGGCAGUGCAUUGAGUGCAAAUGUUGCACUCUCUGUGGAACCUCAGAAAAUGACGACCAGUUGCUGUUCUGUGACGACUGUGACCGAGGCUAUCACCUGUACUGCCUUCGUCCUCCUCUGCAGGAACCACCUGAAGGAGAAUGGUCCUGUGACUUGUGUCUACAACAAUUCCACUCAAAGUGAGGUUUAUACCUGUUGCCUGUCAAGUCUCUCUGACUUGGUUACAUUUUUACCGAAAAGAAAAGAAGUUAUAAUUCUACAUGUGAUUUAUCCCUUGCUUACAUGAAAUUGUUUAACUAUUGUUUUGCUAAGUUCAUCCAACAUUUGGUCUAAAUGCACAGGACCUUUGAACCUCCAAUUAGGUGCCUCAGACGGUUACUUACUGAUGAGUUUCAGAGGAGUUCCAUUUGCAUUAGGUUAAUGAUACUGCCGUAAGAUACAGAGAGGCUAGAGGAAGAUCUUGCUUUAUGUUAACUCAAAUGGAUCUUUCUAUCUUCUAAAUGUUGAUAACAAAGUAAGUUAUUAUUACCCAGAUCAUUUAUUUACUUAUUAGGUUAGUUACUCUUUCGCUUUUUUCAAUGAAUGAUAAUAUAUGUGAUGAGUCUUUCAGCAGAGGAGAAUGUCUCCUACUGAUUCUGUAAACAUAUUUUCAAUUGAUGAUGUAAAGAUAUUCCUUGAGACACAAGGAUGACCAAGGAGAAAAAAUCUGAAUACAGUAAAUCUUCAUCAUGGAAUGAAACAUAAACAAGAACUGGAAGCGUUAGCAUUUCCUCACUCUAAAAAGAGACUUGUGACUGUUUCCCAGUUCAUAGGAUCCCCUAGGUGUGUAUUGCUCAUUGUAUCUGGCGAAGAUAUGGACUCUCUUUGAGUGUGGAAAAUUUCAUACUGGUGUACAUGGUUUAAAAGAUUUACUGUACUCAAUAUUUUGAAAAUAUUUUACUCUAAAAAUGUGUCUUGUAGCCUCAUUUUUGUCUGAACAAAAAGUAAGGCCUAGUUACAAGGCUGAAGGACCAACUCUACCUUAAAGACUUCAUGUCCCUUCUUUUAAACAUGCUCAUAUCCAGAUGAUAAUGGCCAUUUAAAAAGUGACAAAGAUUGUGUGCAGUAAUUAAAUUUUUGACAAGUGACCUGUGUUCAAAAUAUCAACUGGGGAGGUACUUUCUGAUUUGCCUGAUGAUGUUUUGAACGGCAAUAUAGCUUAAAGGAGUAAAUCACUUUUGUGUGAAGAUAUCUAAUCUUUUCUUCAUAUAAAGAAAGAGAAAGCCAGA